UAUAACGUUCUGCAGGAUAGAUCCAGCGAUCCAGUGGCGAGAGAUAACGCGAACCCCGCAAUUGGCGGCGUCUCACUUAUGGGAUGUGAUCGACACAGUUAGAUACUCAUCGGUAGGGAACGCGCGAUAUUCGAAGGAUUCACGACUCCUGUCGGAGGAAGCAUGAACGGGUGGACGACUACCCCAACUUACGCCUUACCUAAAGUCGACUAGCGCAAUUCGGGAGGGACAACUUGACCUCAACUUUCGACAACGUUAUGUAACCUUCUGCAGACAACAUCACCACACCUUGAAGACAUAGGAAAAAUCUAGAAGGACAGACAUGAAAGCUUCAAGAUGGGCACCGAAAGAAGAACCGGCGCAAGACUCUGCUGCACCUGCACCGACCGUAUCUGAAAUCUCCGCCCCGCCAUAUGCAUCUGUUCAGACCGAAACUGCACCCUCGGAACCGCUGCAAGUGGACACCUCCACGACAGAUGCUUACAACGGCACAACGUACGAUCACUCAUAUUCCGACCCGUCGAUGGACCCGUUCGCACAAACUGCAGGAACAGACGACCUGUUCUUCGACGAUGACAUCGUUCCUAUAGACCAACCUGUGGUUGAGGAAACACCGACCGAAACACCUCAACCCACGCCGGUAGAGACGCCCCCGCCACCAGGCCCUGCGCAACAACAGGGACAGCACCAUGCACCAAGGGGCGCAUCGAAUGGAGACAAAGGCGCACGAGGAAAUCGGGGAAGAGGCCGCGGGGGAAGAGGUGGCCGUGGCCGGGGAGGCGGCUUGAACAACUCUCAUCAUGCGCCUACUGAGCCCAAGUCGAAGCCAGCGGAGCAACAAGACAUCACGAAACCGCAAGAAGCGAACAACGACGGCACUCCCGCUGCCACCCCGGCCACUACUACAGACACCGCAAGUCCUCCGCCUUCAGCGCCCGCUUCGUCUACACCCGUUGGCCCCAAGGACACCACCAAGGCACCUACCUCCGUCCGGGGUGACAGGACUCUAACCGGCGGUCCCAAACGCUCGCGUCUCACGGAGGAAGAGCUCAACGCCAAACUAGCCUCCAUGCGCGCCAAAAACGAAACUCUCGCGGCGCAGCACGCCCGCGCGGAAGCGGAUCUCGCGUCCUUCGAGGCGCGGGAAGCAGCGGCUGCGAAAGAGGAUGCGGAGCGCAAGCGGCAACAGGCCGAGAGGCAGAGGAUUGAUCGGCAGAAUCGACAGCAGAUGAUGGGUGAGCGCGAGAAGAAUAGGCAGAGGAAGUUGGAUGCUAUGCAGGGAAGGGCAUGGGACAAUGAGAAGGAGGAGGGAUUUGCGGGGACUGGAGAGGAGAGGAGAACGGGUGCGGCUAGAGGUGCGUAUGGUGGAGUGGCUCCUAGUCCGAGACAGGUGGUGGAGGAUGCAGCAGCGCAGGUUGGCGAGGAUGGAUUGAGUGCGCCGCAAUCGUAUCGUGGUGGACGCGGAAGGGGCAGAGGUCGUGGUGGCAGAGGAGGGCGAGGCGGAGGCGGGCGGGGAGACUUCCACGGUCCUCCUCAAGCAGGCGGCAAACCGGAGCAGCCUCAACAACCCCCCUCAGCGUCCGACUUCCCAGAACUACCCUCCGCAACACCGACAUCCGCGACCGCGAAGCCGGAAAAUGGAUCAUCUAAGAAGCCGGAUUGGCCGGCCAAGACGAAGGCUGAAGCAGUCAAAGCAGAAGAAAAGGAGGGGGAGCAACCGGGGAUGAAGAAGCAAGACUCCUUCGGCUUGUCGCCGGCUGAGGCGGGGAAGAGUUGGGCUGACCAAUUCGAAGACUCACAGUCGUAGUAGCACCGUUCCCACCUGAUCGUGGAGCUGGUGAUGCUGGUCCCUUGUUGAUAUGAGAUAUAAAUGGAACGGA
Messenger RNA from Westerdykella ornata, 1880 nucleotides. RefSeq lists its product as uncharacterized. The record is from RefSeq and is a predicted model, not a curated record. The transcript has 2 exons. NCBI's taxonomy places the organism in Eukaryota, Fungi, Ascomycota, Dothideomycetes, Pleosporales, Sporormiaceae. The coding region runs from base 323 to 1807 and encodes 494 amino acids.